AUGGAUGUAGAGCAUGUGUUUGUGUCUACCCGAACCAGCAAUCGUGAAAUAAUAUUUGGCGCUGCAUAUUUACCCCCCAGCUCACCGUCUGACAAGUAUUCCCAUUUUUGUGAUGCAGUCGAGGAAGUGUAUAUGGUGUCUGAUCCUGGCACUUCAAUCGUGAUAGCAGGCGAUUUCAAUCAACCAUCAGUGAACUGGAUAGAUACCUCGGUCCUUGCUCCGCCUAUCGGAGCCCAAUUAUUGAUCGAUAUGUCAAACUUUCUUCAGCUAUCACAAGUCAACAACGUUUCAAACAGCAGAGGAGUAUUUCUCGAUCUUGUAUUCUCUUCUGAUCCGGAACUGCAAGUGCUUCCAUCUAUUGACCCGUUGAUAGUUGAAGAGAGUGCUCACCCAGCCCUCGAAUUUAUGCUUGCGGGUGACCAUAUCCCCCAAAAACGCCAUACGGCCUAUGUACCGAACUUUAAUAGAUGCAAUGUCGCUAGGGUAAACGAUUGGAUCUCUCAACAGAUGUACCCCGCUGAAAAUUCUCUCAUCGAUGCGGAAGUCCUGUUUGUCAAGUUUUGUGGAGAUUUGAGGAACGUCAUAUUACAAAACUGCCCUAACAAGAGAAUUGGACACAGCCCCUUUCCCAGCUGGUUCUCAAAGCAGCUUCGUGAAUGUGUUAUUAAGAAAAAAAUACUUCAUUCCCGUUUCAAGUCAACGAUGAAUUUAGAAGAUUAUGAAAUAUUUAGAGAAGCUCGCAAUGAGUGUAAGAGAUUAUCAAGAGAAUGUUAUUCUUCUUAUAUAUCCAAUGUUGAGGUGGGCCUAUCAAAUAAUCCAAGGACUUUUUGGAGCUAUGUGCGGAAUCUUAGAAGUAAUAAUUCUACUCAGAAUUAUCUUAAUCUUGGCAAUCAAGUGGCUAGGGAACCGCACAGGAUCUGUGAACUAUUUGCUGAUUUCUUUUCUUCCAUCUACAGAGUGCCCAGUGCUGCAGUUCCUGAAUACUCCUUUACCAACAACUUUAAUCUUUCGGCUGUCCAUGUUACAGCCACUGAAGUGGAAGGGAUUUUGAGGAGUCUGGAUAGUUCUAAGAGCCCAGGUCCAGAUAUGAUUCCCCCGCGUGUACACAGAAUGUGUGCAGAGGUUCUGGCUCCCCAUCUAUCGAUACACUUCAACAAUUUACUAAGCCAGGGAGUGUUUCCUACUUUCUUGUACCUCUCCACAAAUCAGGAUCCCGUUCUAAUGUGA
This is a messenger RNA of Homalodisca vitripennis (glassy-winged sharpshooter), 1227 nucleotides long. RefSeq lists its product as uncharacterized. The record is from RefSeq and is a predicted model, not a curated record. NCBI's taxonomy places the organism in Eukaryota, Metazoa, Arthropoda, Insecta, Hemiptera, Cicadellidae. The coding region runs from base 1 to 1227 and encodes 408 amino acids. The transcript has a single exon.